This is a messenger RNA of Vitrella brassicaformis, 4596 nucleotides long. The record is from the annotation of a GenBank genome assembly. Lineage: Eukaryota; Vitrellaceae.
GGCAAGAAAGGCGGGCGGAAGGAAACAGAAGCAAAGUCUUAGAGACACAUGUCGGCAAGAGAGCCCGAUUCCUUAGCUUAUGCUGCCCCUGCGACCACCACGGCUAGCUGAGCUAGAGUUGCUGCUCUCGUUCUCCAUGUCACCCCACACCGGCACCGUCUCAUGGAAAGUUCGGUGUUGGGGCAGCAGGCCGGGCUUGCGUCUGGUUAUUGGGAUGAGCGACCGCUCCGGCGGUGAAUCAGACUCGACCCGAAAUACAGCCGAUUUGGCUCGUGUCAGCCUCGAUUUGGUGAGUGUGCUUGUCAGCGUUGCCGUGACAUUCGUGGCCAGCGUGGAGAUGAAUUUGGUUGGCUCGAAUGGCGAGGAGGCCGGCAAAGGCCCCAACAGCGACGCAGGUAGCUGCCCGCUUCUCGUGUCCCGCUUGGGGUUGGUUGCGGGGACGUCGUACUGAUAGACAAGAGAGGCGCGUCUGCUGUUUUCAUCGUCAGCUGUUCCUGUCUCCUCCUUUGCUGCUGUUGAGUCAACAGCCGAUGCGAAGAGCUCGUUUGCGGGGUUCGCGCCGCCGAUAGACGACGGCCGCCUUCCGAUCCGCUGGGCACCGAGAACGCUGGUCAUCAACCGGUCCGGCUUCUCGAAGCGAGCAAAUGAUGACGGCAAGUGCUCUCUGUCCGCCGCUAUGCUGGACGAUCCGGUCGAGUCAGAUCGGUCCUUGUGGAUGGACCAGCGCUUGAAGCGGCUGCUCAACUCGUCAAAGAUGUACCUCUGAUUGAUUGAUCAUCCAGUUGGAAUGUGUUGAGGGACAGCUGGGGGUCUCUUACAAGCACCUGUGCAUGCGUGAGCUCUUCAAAGGUGAUGUCCUUGAGAGAAGCCGUCACCUCCCGCAGCACCUCAUCAUCUGACACACGAAUGGGCAACAGACAUUCGGUCAACCUCUUUCCCUCCAUCUUCAUUUGACAGACCUGCUUCGUCUUUGCCAACGCCCGCGUCCUCCUGCAGGAGGUCCAGCUUCUCCUGCACAAUUCCCCUACAUGUCGGAGAACCCAUCCCGCCCUGCAGCUCGCUCAUCUGACAUCCGACAUCCAAGGUUCCCUCAAACGCCUGUGUGCGACACGACAAAUGCAUGUCUCAUCAUCGUGCGUGAGCGUGUCAUGUCUCUGCUUACCGCGUCUGACAUGAGGAUCUCCUCGAGAGGCAUCAUGUCUGCGUGGUGAUCUUUGACAGCAUAGUCCAGCAUCAAGAAUAUGCCCCGCAUUUCGUUGAGCGUGACUGUCAAGUGCUCCUCGUCCCUCGGGUCGCUUCUCGACAGGUACGCCUUGAUGUCCUCGCCGAGGUCCUCACCCAUCGCCUCAUCCAAGGCAGCACCGUGCUCCUGAAAGACACAUGUGCGUGGAGACAUGAAGCUGAUUUUCGUGUGCAUCCGUGUGUGUGACAAGCUACGUCCAGUUCCUCUUCUGCCGUAUCCCAAAUCCCGUGAGACGACUUUCGCCCACUCCUGGAGAUAAGUAACACAGGCACGGACAAAAAUAUGUCGUUGCGUAGAGAAGCUCUGUUCACUUCUACCCACCCUCUUCUGGCUGCUGGCGCAGGUUUCCCGCCUUUAUCAUCCUUUUGUCGCCCCUCGUCGACCGCAAUGCUUAUCCUCUUCUUGGGUGAAUGGUCCUUAUCGUCAGCGUCGCUGUCCAGGUGGUCAUCCGAUGAAUGGAUCUUGACAGAGGGCCUCUUGUGGGUCUUGAUGUCACUCCUUGUCCGUCUGAACAUAUGCUGCUGCUCGUGAAGCGGCCCUCGUCUCUCAAGACUCAGCUUUCGCAGCUGCUUCUCAAUCUCGGACAUCAUCUGCACACGAGUGCGUGUGUACUGACUGAUGUGUGGGGAAGGGGGACACGGGUCUUGUCUUGGCAUCUUGCCUCUAUUCUGCGUUUGUGGACUUUCUUUUUCUGGGUGUCCACUCUUAGGUUGUGAAGGGCCCGCUCGAGGCAGGUACGCUAUUCGAUUGACGAAGACACAUACAGGCAGAUAGGUGCGCACUUAGAAAAGAAGGGGUGUACCUACCUUCAGAGCAGGGAAGCUGGCACUGAUCCUCUUGAACGCUUCUUUAGGCAACACACGGACGUCACAGAAGGUCUCACUCACCACUGUGAAGGUUCUGCGAGCCGCAUGCAACACGAAGGAUAUGUGCAUGCCAUCGCUGCAUAUCUGUGGCCAGGUGACCUUUCUUUGAGUAUGUCGAGCAUCAUGAACUCCCCGAACACAGCGUGCUUGCCCAAAUGUCCCACUAAUUCCCUGUUCGCUCCAAGCAUUUUUGCCCGCCCUGCAUCCCAUACAGAGUAACACCGGAAGACACACAAUGACGGUGUCUCCGUCUCACCGUCAGCAAUCACAAAGAGCGACUGGUUGGUGGUGUCUCCUUUGCGGACGAUGACCUCGUCGGGCCCAUAGAAGGUCAUCUGGAAGGCCAACACGAGCUUAGCGGCGCACACACGAGGGAUGCCCUGUAUCCAUGAAGUGCAAGAACAGGCGACCAGAUCCCCUCCGAUCUGCCGUGUGCGUGUCGGCUUGCUCGCCUUGAGCACAUCAAUGUUGUCGACUAUGUGUCUGUUGAUGAAAAGGAUGACCUCCCGCAUCAACACAGGCGGCAGCUCUGACCGACGACAUGAAGUGGUUGUGUUACAGGGAUGUCGCAUGCAUACGAUGCGUGCAGACGUCGAUUAAACCUACCAGCCAGGAUCCGGCUCUGCGUCUCCACCGCUGCGCCGCUGAUGAGAGAGAGGGCGACGCGCACACUGCUUUCUGUGUGUCUCUUUGUUACCUACCCCUUUUUCAUUUUGUUUUGGAGGUGAAAUAGCUGACGCAUUCGGGCAGCAAGGGGACCAGGGAUGGCUGAAAGAGAUCAAUAGACACCGGGUAGCCUUGUCUUGUCCUGAUGUGUGUGCGUGUGUGUCUUGUUGCUUCCUCACUCUUGCUCUGACAGAGUUCGUACAGCAGAUCCAUCUUAUGUCGGAAGUUUUUCUGCGCCUCGUACAUCUCCUUGUAGAAGUUGAUCGACGACGUGAUCCCGUAACUGCGCAUAAAGGACACAUACACCGACCAGAAAUUUCGUGUGUGCGUGUGUCUCAUGCAUCAUCGGCCCACGCGAAUAUGCAUGAGCCGAUGAUCAUCCCCCAUAUGGCAAAGUGCCGCUCCUGGGGGGUGGUCAGCAGCGGGGAGCCAUAACCGACAGACGACAUGCUGAGCGUCGUGUUGAUCGAGACACAGAAGAGGCACAGAGACACGUACAUUUGAAAUGCAAAUGUCUCCUUCUUUUUUGUCUGCUUUCGUGAUUACGGACGUCUGCAGCGUCCACACAAGAGCCAGCAGGUACUGCUUGGCAUGUGCCUUGCCUUCCACCUCAUUGACAGCCAGCCACUCCCUGCCGUCAUCCUGAAUCACGCUCACACACAUCAUGAAGAAACAGGGAGACAUCUCGUGCCGGCUGAGUCUCUGACCCUCAUUCGGUGCCCCAUGAUGAGGAGCACACAAGACAGCCAGUGGACAGAAAGGAGAAUGAGGCCCACGAACUUGAUCAGCUCCAGCUCACUGAUCCUCAGAAACAGCCCGUUCUUCCACUGACGCAAGAUGCGGCCCUGCACACACAAGCAGCAGUCCGUUGCUUUGCAUGCACGUGUCUGGCUGGGUAUGUGUGUGAGAUACCAUUCGGAGCAGCCGGAGGAACUUGAUGAUUCGGAACGUGUCGAUAAAUAUGGUGAAGGGAAUAGCAAAGACAAGAACCUCGUAAGGCAAGGCGAGGGCCUGGCCGACACACAACAGAGCAAAAUCUGCCUUCAUGAUCACCUUGCUGCCCCGCCUCAUCACGCACCAGGUCAGGGAAGAACCACGAGGAGCGAUACAGUCUGCCGAUAUACGCAAGAUCUGUCACCAUGUGGCCCUCCAUCUCUACGGCCGUCCGCAGCUGCACCGCCACGUCAGCCAAGAACAACGCAUCCAGCACACGCUCCACCUGACAAUCACACAUCACAGACACACACACAAGUGGCAUGUUUGCCUGUGGGGCUGUCUCUUCCCUUGCUGACUCACCCAGAACCAUCCGCCUUCGUCCUUGAUGUGGUAUCGCUUGGUGUCUGGUUGGAAUGCGAGGGCGAUGGGGAUCCCGAAGGCCAGCAUACAGAUAGCCCCCAGCAUCACAAACGACCAACCGAUGCUCCAUGCACCAUAUGGUAGCUGAAUGCAUCAUUAAAGGAAGCAAGGAAGAUUAAGAUAAGGAAAAGCCCCCCUUCCUUUGGCUGACAGGCUUACCAGCACAUACUCGCCAUCAUUGUCCUCCCCAUAAACGGAGGUAUACGAAGGCGCAGAUCUGACAGCCUUGAGUUGCGACGAGAGGUAUCGUGUCAUGUACAUGGACUUUCGCUGCAGCCUGUCGAGGCGACACAACGCCCACACCCGUCUCCCGAACGCCCGAAGGGCUGCGGCCAGGGGGGACUCGGGGGGCUCCGACGACGAAGUCUCCUCUGACCGAGGAAUGUCGCUGUCCUCAUUCAACGUCUGCGGUGGCUUGAUAAUCGACUUCAUUGUCGAGAAGGGGAACCCGUUCACACACGACGG